AUGAAAACCUCGAAGAAAAAAGCAAAAGAAACGGCGAAAGUUGUACCUUCUGAUGAUCCAGUUAAACCAGACGAUCAGUUAAUUCUAAGUCAAGAAGAAUUAGAUGAAGUUUAUGGCAAUGGUCUUUUUGUUAAAGAACCACCCACACCACAUGCUAAAGUAAUUUAUAGCAAUAAACAAAAGACGUAUUUACCAAAGAAAGAAAUCACUAAUUGUAUAAAACUCUUCGAGUUGAAAUCUACAUUAUUUCAUCGCGAAUCGAUGAAUGCCAUUAUACAAAUUGAAAAUGAAUUAUGCAGAAAACCAGAAAAUUUAGGUACGGAUGAAAUAAUGGGUGAAAAUAUUACAGAAGAAGGAGAAGAAGAAGAAUACAUUGACCCGUUAGCAUUAGACUUAAAUAUUGAUGAUUUACAGUCAGUUGAAGACGUUAACGAAGAGUUCUUGCAUGAAAACAUGGAGAUGGGAGAAGAAGGUGAAGUUGAGAGUAUAUUGACUGAUCUCAAGAAUGAACCCGAAGAAGAAAUAGAAUCACGUGUAGUAAAAAAAGUAUCUGAAGAGUCCUUUUUAAGCUUGCCAGUGACGAAAUUGUGUACUGUGGUGAAACUUAAAAACAAGUUCAACUUUUUUGACAGAGUUUCACAAACUAAAAAAAUUCUUAUGAGGAAUAAAGAUACUCAAACUCCCGUAACUAAAAAGUUUGAUUUUGCUGCGUUUGUGUCACUUUCUGAUAUUUAUGACACUUAUGAAGUUGACUUUGCAAUACAAAAGGAAGAGAAAGAUAAAGAAAUGAGAGAGAAACUGGCAGCACAUAUGGGCAAGAGGAAAACUAAAACCCGUAAAAAAAUGUAUAUUGAACACGAUGAAAUGAAAUAUGAAUUGUUGAAGGUUGCUAAGAUUCUUGAAAAAAUCAUCAGCUUAAAUGCUACAGAUGCCAUAGCCCAAGAUUUUCGAUAUUAUGAAGACCCCUCAGAUCAAUUCAGGGACAGAGGAGAAGGGACCUUAAUGUUAAUGUGGACAAUGGUAUACGAAGAAGAAAAAAAAUUAAUUGUUACUGACAUAACCUGGAGUCCUGAUUAUUUUGACAUGUUUGCAAUAACGCUAAGCAUUCCACAGGGUGAACUAAAAUUUACUGAAAGUCCAGACAUUGGUUACGUGUGCUUGUGGGUUUUGAAGAACUCGUCGUACCCAGAUUAUGUAGCUCAUACACAAUCCGGUGCAAUGUGUUUGAGUUUUCAUCAUGAUUUCGGUUACCUCCUUGCCGUUGGACUACGUGACGGCAAUUUAGCCGUAUACAACGUUAGUUUACUGAAAAACGAACCCCAAUACUCGACCCACUCAGCUGGUACCAAACUCAUGGCUAGUGUAAUGCAGGUAGUUUGGUGCAAGAACUUGCCUACAGGUGAGAUGAACUUCUUCUCUGUGUCCGAGGAUGGAUUAGUCUGUCAAUGGAUACUGAUGCAAAAUGAGUUGAUGAAAGUUGUUAGGAUGUCUCUAGUCAUAGAUAUGUAUCCAGAAAUCGAGCUUGGUGGUAUCAAACAAACUUACUAUGCCAGGGGUACGACGAUUGCAUUUAAUCCAACGGAUCCAGAAAUAUACUUAAUCGGUACGGUUGAAGGAUAUAUAUUUAAAUGUAAUACGGAAUGGAGUUGUUAUGUUCAAAGAUUUAAAGCUCACGAAAUGCCGAUAAACCGAAUCGAUUUCAACAAAUUUGAUUCAAAUAUAUACCUUACCUGUAGUGAAGAUUUCGUUAUUAAAUUGUGGGAAGACAAAUCCGAAAUUCCAUUGAUAAUCUUCGACCUUCAGACGGGUUUGACGGACGUGCGUUGGUCGCCAUUCUCUAGUUCAGUAUUCGGUGUUAUCACUGUAGACUGUCGUGUACUUUUUUACGAUUUAGACGUGAGUACUAAAAAUUCCGUUUGUGAACAGCUUAUACACCCCACAGAGAAAUAUCGACUCGUUCGAUUAGCUUUUGACAGACGAGUACCGAUGAUUGUGGUUGGAAGUUCGAGGGGUACUAUUGUUACGUAUAAAUUGUCACCAAAUCUUCGUGCAAUUAUGAAGUCUCCAAAGAAAGGAGUUCAAAUUCCUACAGAAACGCUAGAGUUGGAAAAAUUGCAUACAGUGUUGAAUUCUGUUAGGGAAUAA
Molecule: messenger RNA, 2145 nt
Organism: Metopolophium dirhodum (rose-grain aphid)
Lineage: Eukaryota; Metazoa; Arthropoda; Insecta; Hemiptera; Aphididae
Product: dynein intermediate chain 2, ciliary-like
Exons: 10
Coding region: 1-2145 (714 amino acids)
Biological process (GO): cilium movement; outer dynein arm assembly
Cellular component (GO): outer dynein arm
Molecular function (GO): dynein light chain binding; dynein heavy chain binding
Source: RefSeq, a predicted model, not a curated record